Messenger RNA from Teleopsis dalmanni, 3999 nucleotides. RefSeq lists its product as uncharacterized. The transcript has 2 exons. Bases 1 to 3999 code for a protein of 1332 amino acids. Lineage: Eukaryota; Metazoa; Arthropoda; Insecta; Diptera; Diopsidae. The record is from RefSeq and is a predicted model, not a curated record.
AUGGAAAAUGAUAAUGACGUGGAGCUGCCUCUUCAAAAAGGUUUAACAUCAGCAGCCAUACUUGAAGUUGGAGAUGCAGAUGGUGAUGAUGGUCAACAUAGUAGACAACAGCAGCAGCCCAGCGCCAACAUUACUCGAAUAAAACAACUUAAGUUGCAACAACUAGAAGAGUCGUUGCAGAUCAGGGAGAGCUAUUUGCGGGAAAAAUUUAAAAUCCUCACUGCAGAUAGUGACGACGAGGGUAUCGUGGAAUCACAUUUGCCUGAAGUUGGGCAAUUGCCUCAGCUGAAUGCACAUCAAGCCGUAGCUGAUGAACACUUUUCGCCACAUGGCCAACCUCAUCUACAGAGUACACCAAGGUUAGUAAAUAAUCCAUCUCUUUAUACCUUACAGAUCGCUCCCACGCUUACGCCGUCUCAGCUAGCAGCGCGUCAAUGCAUACCGAGAGAUUUGCCUACGUUCCGCGGCGAUCCAGAAGAAUGGCACAUUUUUAUAAGUGCGUACGAGCAAACUAAGCAAAUCGCAGGUUUCUCCGAUUAUGAAUGUCUAAUGCGCUUACAGAGGUGCCUCAUUGGUAAAGCGCGCGAUGUAGUACGCAAUAUGUUGGUGUUGCCUAAUAUGGUUGGAGAAAUAAUAAACACUCUUCGUAUGUAUUUUGGACGACCAGAAAUUAUUCUAAAUAAAUUAAUUGAGAAAAUGCGUCAGUUACCGCCUCCAAGGGGUAGGCUGGGCGAUUUAUUUGACUUUGCAGUCAACAUUAAUAAUGUAGUUGCAACAAUUGAGGCAUGUAAGCUGAAUUGUUAUUUUAAUAAUCCACUCUUAUUACAUGAGCUAAUAAGUAAAUUAGCUGAAGAUAUGAAGCUCAAAUGGGCACUACAUUCAGCAUCAAUAGCCGAACCUACACUUCGCGAUUUUUCAGCGUGGCUCUCAUCUUUAGCAAAUGCGGCAAGUAGAGUAGCUACACCUUCUUUUUUAGAUAAACCACUAAAAAAGGAAGGACGAGUGCACGUACAUCAGACAGCUGAAAUGACAACCACGGCAGUUAGGUGUUACAUUUGUGGCGGCGGACAUAAAAUAAUGGAAUGUGAAAUAUUCACGAACGAGCCUACCAAUCAACGCUGGCGCAUUGUCAAGGAAAAGAAGCUGUGCCGACAAUGCUUAGGCGAGCAUAGGCGUCGCUGUUUCAAUAAUAAAGUGUGUGGCAUUGAUGGCUGCAAUGCACGACACCACCCCAUGCUGCAUUCUCGGAUAGACCAAUCUACGCCAGCAAUAUCUUCUACAGCUAACAAUGUUUCAUCGGAUAUAGUAGAACAAAUAAGUUUAAGUCCAUACUCAAACAAAGCGUUACUCAACAACCAUAAUUCAUCAGUGAAUAAAAACUGGUCAUAUUGCCGAAUUCUUCCAGUUACUUUAUAUGGCACCAAAAGGACUAUUAACACAUAUGCAUUGAUGGACGAUGGGUCAACACUAACGCUUAUUGAAGCAAGUCUAGCCGAUGAAUUGGGAAACGAUGGUAUCCAGGAUGCGCUAUGCAUUAAUUGGACAGGUAAUAUCAGUCGACAGGAGAAUAACUCAAAAAGGCUCAACUUACAAAUUUCUGCCAAUGCUCCUCAAGCUAAAAAAUUCCCAUUGAAAAAUGUCCGCACAGUAAGCAACUUACGCAUGUCAGCAGAAUCUUUUGCAGCUGAUAAAAUAAAACAAGGGUAUCCGCAUUUAGAUGGCUUGCCUCUAGCAAGUUAUACAAAUGCUGUCCCCAUGCUGAUUAUCGGCGUAAAUAAUCCAAACUUAAUUUCAGCACUUAAGGUGAGGGAGGGUGGCUGGCAAGAACCCGUGGCGGUGAAAACACGUCUUGGUUGGACAGUUUUUGGUGGUGGUGAAUUAAACCACCGUAACAACUUAAACCUACACAAAUGUAGCUGUGGACAAGAAGCUGAUAGGGAGCUUCAUGAGUUAGUAAAGACAUUUAUAGUAAACGAGAAUGUCGCGGUGGCUACCCCAAAAGCAGAAUUACUUUCAGUUGAGGAUCAGCGAGCAGAGGAAAUAAUGCGCAAGUGCCAGUUACGCGGAAACCGCUACGUUGUCAAUUUGCCAUGGAACACCGAUACAGUCGAAUUGCCAAAUAGCUUGCCGAUGGCAUUACGUCGAGCGGAGUGCUUACGUCGAAAAAUGCAUGGGGACCCUGAAUUGUGUCAAAAGCUAAAGGAACAAAUCACUACUUUAGUCAGCAAGGGCUACGCAACUGAGUUGCCACCAGAAGCAAUUAACGAGCGAGGUGGGAAGAUUUGGUAUUUACCAAUUUUUAUUGUGCGCAAACUACUUAAACCGAAAAAGCAUAGAUUAGUUUGGGAUGCUGCAGCCAAAGCUGAAGGAGUGUCACUAAAUGAUUUUUUGCUGAAGGGGCCGGAUAUGCUGCGACCACUUAUAAACAUAUUAUUAAAUUUUCGUAUAGGAAGAAUAGCUGUCUGUGGUGACAUUGCUGAAAUGUUUCAUCGAAUUCUAGUACAAGAAGCAGAUACUGAUGCUCAGAAAUUUCUAUGGUUCAGCGAGACAUUUAAAAAUAUUUGCGUUUAUAAAUUAAAUGUAGUUAGCUUUGGUGCGCGAUAUUCAACAAAUUCCAUUGAACAAGCAAUAGCAUUAGCCGAGGCAGUUCGCAACAUACAUGAACAAGGUGGUUUCCAUAUGAGAAGCUGGACAAGUAAUGCACCAGAAGUUUUAGCUGCGUUAAACGAAAAUGGUGAACAGACGGGUAAGUCGUUUGAUAAUAAUAUCGACACACUUCCGAUCGAAAAAAUUCUCGGCAUGUAUUGGGACCCGAAGUCAGAUUGCUUUAAAUAUGUUUUAAAAUUCGUUCGUUUACGUCGUAAUGUUUUUGCAGAUGAAAUUGUACCCACUAAAAGAGAAGUACUUCAAAUUUUAAUGUCCAUUUUUGAUCCAUUGGGACUGGCAGCUUGCCUCACAUCAUAUUUAAAAAUACUUAUUCAGGAUAUUUGGAGAAGCGGAAUCGACUGGGAUCAACCACUGGUACCCGAUCUUAUGGGCAAGUGGUUAGCUUGGGUUGCCUGCAUGCCUAUUUUUGCUAAUAUUUCUGUACCCCGUUGUUAUUCACCAUACAUAAAAGAAAGUUCAUGUGAUGUACAAAUUCAUACAUUCGUAGAUGCGAGUGAGUUUGCUUAUGCAGCUGUAUCAUACUUCCGCAUUAAAGAUAAAUAUGGAGUAAGUAUGAGGAUCGUAGCAGCAAAAACCAAAGUCGCUCCAAUGCGACCGAUGUCUAUUCCAAGAAUGGAGCUACAAGCUGCUGUAAUUGGCACACGGCUUAUGAAUACAAUAUGUAAAGUACACACAUUUGAUAUUAAAAAGCGUUUCAUUUGGAGCGAUUCCAAAACGGUGCUAAAGUGGUUGCGUGGUGAUCCACGUCAAUUUCAACAAUUCGUAAUGUUUCACAUUGCAGAAAUUCAAGAAGCAUCAACCGUGGAAGAGUGGAGAUGGGUACCCACGAAAUUAAAUACUGCAGACAGUGCAACGAAAACAAAACAAAGUCCCGAAUAUGUGCAGCGGUGGGUCGAAGGACCAGAAUUUUUGCUACAAGACGAGGAUAAAUGGCCAACUGAGGUGGACUUAGGUCCGAUGGAGACCAGUGAAACUCGUGCAAAAUUUUCAUAUCAUCGCGAGACACAACCAUGUUUCAAUUAUGAAUAUUUUUCAUCCUGGAUCAAGUUGUAUCGUGUAGUUGCAAAUUGGCUACUCUACAUUGGGAAACUUAAGGCUCGUUGUGGCGGUUUCAAUGCUACAAACGUUAUUUUGACUGUUCAACAUAUUGAGCGCGCGAAGCUCUUAAUAUACAAAAGCGUGCAACAGGAACUACUUGAAGAUUGGUCGACACUGAAAAUGGGGAGAAUAGUAGAAAGGAACAGUCCGUUAUAUAGGUUGCAGGUGUAUAUGGAUAACAAUGAGCUCAUAAGAGUAAAAAACAGAGCGAGUAACUUUACGAAUGAGUGUUGA